AUGCUGGUGCACACUUACUCCGCCAUGGAGCGCCCCGACGGGCUCGGCGCAGCGGCUGGCGGGGCCCGUCUGUCGUCUCUGUCCCAGGCAGCCUACGGACCGGCGCCACAGCUCUGCCACACGCCGGCGGCCGCAGCUGCCGCCGACUUCCAGCCGCCCUACUUCCCGCCGCCCUACCCGCAGCCGCCACUGCCCUACGGCCAGGCGCCCGACGCCGCCGCCGCCUUUCCCCACCUGGCCGGGGACCCAUACGGCGGCCUGACGCCCCUGGCGCAGCCACAACCUCCGCAGGCUGCCUGGGCCGCGCCCCGCACUGCCGCCCGCGCCCACGACGAGCCGCCCGGCUUGCUGGCGCCGCCCGCCCGCGCUCUGAGUCUCGACCCGCGCCGUGAGUACGCCGCCGCAGUGCCCCGGCUACUGCACAGCCUGGCCGACGGUGCGCACGGCCUAGCUGAGGCGCCCCUGGGCCUUCCCGGGCUGGCGGCGCCACCUGGCCUGGAAGAUCUGCAGGCCAUGGAUGAGCCGGGAAUGAACCUCCUGGACCAGUCUGUGAUAAAGAAAGUCCCCAUCCCCUCCAAAGCCAGCAGCCUUUCGGCCCUCUCAUUGGCCAAAGACAGCCUGGUUGGCGGCAUCACCAACCCCAGUGAGGUCUUCUGCUCCGUGCCUGGACGGCUUUCCUUGCUCAGCUCAACAUCCAAGUACAAGGUGACCGUGGGGGAAGUACAGCGGCGACUCUCACCUCCUGAGUGCCUCAACGCCUCCCUCCUGGGGGGCGUCCUCCGCAGAGCCAAGUCCAAGAAUGGGGGUCGGUGUCUACGGGAAAGGCUAGAGAAGAUUGGGCUCAACCUGCCAGCUGGCCGUCGGAAGGCUGCCAAUGUGACACUGCUGACCUCAUUGGUGGAGGGAGAGGCUGUGCACCUGGCUCGAGACUUUGGCUACGUCUGUGAGACUGAGUUCCCAGCCAAAGCAGCCGCUGAGUACCUGUGCCGACAGCACGCUGACCCGGGGGAACUGCACAGCCGCAAGAGCAUGCUGCUGGCCGCCAAGCAGAUCUGCAAGGAGUUUGCUGACUUGAUGGCUCAGGAUCGCUCCCCAUUGGGCAACAGCCGCCCAGCACUCAUCCUGGAGCCUGGAGUGCAGAGUUGCCUGACACACUUUAGCCUCAUCACCCACGGCUUUGGAGGGCCUGCCAUCUGUGCUGCCCUCACCGCCUUCCAGAACUACCUGCUGGAGUCACUCAAGGGACUGGACAAGAUGUUUCUAACCAGUGUAGGCAGUGGGCAUGGUGAAACCAAGGCUUCAGAGAAGGAUGCCAAACAUCGGAAAUAACCGAAUCUCUCAUUCAUCCUAAGGGGCUCCCAAGCCCUGAGUUGAGACUUAGCUCCUAAGGUGGCCCUGAAAGGACUAAAAGGUGGGAUUAGAGUCAGGCCAGAAAAAGAACAUUCAUCCAGAAACCCCAGUUAGGGCUCUGGAUAGGAGCAAGGGAGGUGGUCUGUUGGUAAGAGCCCAGGUAUCUGUCUCACGUGUGCAAUUGUCUGACCUUUGCUAAAAAGGGCUUGGACAGGAAAUUGGUAUGAAAAAGUCUAGCUUGAGGAGCAGAGCCCUACCCUUUAGGGAGUCUGGGCAGCAGUGGGCUCCUAGGGGCCGAGGUUUUCUGCUUUUUAAUAAUAGCUGGAGGACAUUGUUAACAAAUCAGAGGUGCUACUGAAGAGCUAGUAAGCCUCAUCCCAGAAUCUCCUACCCCAGAAAAGAGGUGCUGGAAGGAGGUCCCAGUGGGCUUUGUGAACCCUUUCCAUUCUUGAAGCAAAGGGCAGGAGAAGCCCUAGUGGAACAAAGACAAAGCACAACUUGCAGAACUUGAAUCCAGGCUGCGCGUCACAGCCCUGUUGCUAUUUGUCCUAUUUAUUUAUGUAUGAUGUAAUUAAAUUUGAAAGUUUAAAAAUGUCGAGCACAACUUACUUAUCCCAGUGAGUUGGGGAUUUAUUUCACUGUUUUCUGCUCAUUCUCUGAGAGGACCAUCAGGACCAGGACAGAGAGGGUGUUUUGCUCACAGAGAGCUGUGCAUGGGCUGGGAGGGAAGAAAGGUAUGUCAGGCACCCUGAUGUCAUCACAGGGUUUUGUAUUUGCUGUUUCUCUCCACCCUACAGUUGAAACACCUCCCCAUCUCUCAGAUUGCUUCCUCAGUCUCUUAAUAAAACCUGAC
This is a messenger RNA of Marmota monax (woodchuck), 2203 nucleotides long. It is a transcript of the gene Tfap2e, whose product is annotated as transcription factor AP-2 epsilon. NCBI's taxonomy places the organism in Eukaryota, Metazoa, Chordata, Mammalia, Rodentia, Sciuridae. The transcript has 7 exons. Gene Ontology annotation, cellular component: nucleus. Gene Ontology annotation, biological process: regulation of transcription by RNA polymerase II; regulation of cell population proliferation; anatomical structure development. Bases 1 to 1329 code for a protein of 442 amino acids. The record is from RefSeq and is a predicted model, not a curated record. Gene Ontology annotation, molecular function: DNA-binding transcription factor activity, RNA polymerase II-specific; RNA polymerase II transcription regulatory region sequence-specific DNA binding.